ACAGCGGUACAAAGUUUGGAUACAGUCGGCGCCGCACGUCGCCCGCUUGACGCGCUCUCUUCUCGGGGUGUGUUUUCGACUCUUCCCGGUGGAUUUACCGUUUGGGAUGGACUAAGGAGCCGCCAUGGUUGUGAAUUCGGUGCACUGGUUCCGUAAAUGCCUGCGGCUGCACGAUAAUCCGGCGCUGCAGGAGGCCCUGAAUGGAGCGGACACGGUGCGCUGUGUUUAUAUCCUGGAUCCCUGGUUCGCAGGAGCCGCGAACGUGGGAAUCAACCGAUGGAGGUUUCUGCUGGAGGCUCUGGAGGACCUGGACAGCAGCCUGAAGAAGCUGAACUCCCGGCUGUUCGUGGUUCGCGGUCAGCCCACCGACGUCUUCCCGCGCCUCAUUAAGGAGUGGAAUGUGACCCGGCUGACCUUUGAGUACGACCCCGAGCCGUACGGGAAGGAGAGGGACGGCGCCAUCAUCAAGAUGGCUCAAGAGUUCGGAGUAGAGACGGUGAUCAGGAACUCUCACACACUGUUCAACCUGGACAGGAUCAUCGAGAUGAACAACAACAGCCCCCCCCUGACCUUUAAGCGCUUUCAGACCAUCGUGAGCCGGCUGGAGUUGCCACGGCGACCGCUGCCCACCAUCACCCAGCAACAGAUGGACACCUGUCGCACGGACAUCGCCGCCGACCACGACAAGCUGUACAGUAUACCUUCACUGGAGGAGCUGGGUAUGCACCACCGCUUCGGUUUCAGGACGAGGGGCUUGGCCGCCGCCGUGUGGCGAGGCGGCGAGUCGGAGGCUCUGGACCGGCUCAACAAGCAUCUGGACAAGAAGGUCUGGGUGGCCAACCUGGAGCACCCGCGGGUCAACACCUGCUCGCUGUACGCCAGCCCCACCGGCCUCAGCCCCUACCUGCGCUUCGGCUGCCUGUCCUGCCGCGUGCUCUACUACAACCUGCGGGAGCUCUACAUGAAGCUCCGGAAGCGCAGCAGUCCUCCCCUGUCGCUGUUCGGCCAGCUGCUGUGGAGGGAGUUCUUCUACACCGCCGCCACCAACAACCCCAACUUCGACCACAUGCAGGGGAACCCCAUCUGCGUGCAGAUCCCGUGGGACCAGAACCCCGAGGCGCUGGCCAAGUGGGCGGAGGGCCGGACGGGCUUCCCCUGGAUCGACGCCAUCAUGACGCAGCUGCGGCAGGAGGGCUGGAUCCACCACCUGGCGCGGCACGCCGUGGCCUGCUUCCUCACCCGGGGAGACCUGUGGCUCAGCUGGGAGAGCGGCAUGAAGGUGUUUGAGGAGCUCCUGCUGGACGCUGACUGGAGUGUGAACGCCGGCAGCUGGAUGUGGUUGUCCUGCAGCGCCUUCUUCCAGCAGUUCUUCCACUGCUACUGCCCGGUGGGCUUCGGGCGCCGCACCGACCCCACGGGGGACUACAUCCGGCGCUACGUCCCCGUCCUGAAGGACUACCCCACCCGCUACAUCUACGAGCCCUGGAACGCCCCGGAGUGCGUGCAGAAGGCCGCCAACUGCCUGGUGGGCGUGCACUACCCCAAACCCAUGAUCAACCACGCCGAGGGCAGCCGGCUCAACAUCGAGAGGAUGAAGCAGGUGUACCAGCAGCUGUCGCACUACAGGGGCCUGAGUUUGUUGGCGUCUGUUCCGACGAUCCAGGAGGAGGCGGAGCCACCGAUGACCGACGAGUCUCAAAACGGCAGCGGACCGGACUCUCCCGGUGCAGCUCUCGCUGACCACCAGGCUCCCGGCUGCCCAGCGGCGCCCGACUCUUCCUCCCGCCCGGCCCCUCCCCCUCCCGCCUGCCGCCCCCCGCCGGACGCCGCUGCUGCCGCCGCCCCCUCCUGCUCCUUCCGCCACAACGUCCUGCUGCCCGCCCCGGCGCCCGCCGCCGCCGCCUCCUCCAGGAGGAAGGGCUUCUCCCGCAAGCCCCGACGCAGCUACAGACCGCGAGCAGCACGAGCCGGCGGCCCGCCGCCGCCGCCGCCGCCGCCACGGGACGAGCAGAGGAGGGACAGGAGGAGGGAGCAGAGGGUGGAGGAGAAGAUGGAGCAGGAGGACGAGGAGGAGGAGGAGGAGGAGGAGCCUGAGGAGCACAUGGAGGAGGAGGGAGAGGAGCUGAGACAGUGAUCCCAGGUUGAUUCGUUGCGUUUUGUUCGGAGACUCUGAGAAGAAGGAAGGUUACUGAGGAGAAAAGCCAGAGACUGACCGGGGCCCCCGGGGACACCCGGAGACCCCGGUCCUGCCCCCCCGGGGUCUCCGGACGCCUCGGAGCUCCGACUGGACUCGACCUGUGGAACUGAAGCCAAAAUAACCCCGAAACUCCUGCAAAGCGCCACACGGGCCGCAGAGGGAGGCGGAGCCUCAGAGGGAGGCUCGCUGCUCCGCCCACUUCUGACCUUUCUUUUCUUUUUUCUUUUUUUUUUUUUUUCCUCCCCCGAGGAGCCGCUGUCGUCUUUAUUCUGACUCUGCAUCCUGAUGCAGACUGGUCCCAAAAUUUAAAUCUGCAAAAUUUAUUUUGGUGGAAAGAAACGGAAUAUUUCACAAAAGUAAACAUUUUUUUCUUAAGUUCUUAGUAAAACUAAAAAAGAAAUAUUUUUUUUUUCUUUCAGGUCGAAGUUCAGAAACACUCAGUUCAUAAUGUUUUAAAGCACUAAUCUUUUUUUCUUCUAUUUGAAGAAGAAAUGUUUCCUGAAUUUUUCUGAAUGAAUUCACUGUUUUCGCCCCCUCCUCACUCCUGCGCUCUGAUUGGUCGGAUUGGAGACUGUGCGGUCUGAACCCGGCGCUCGCGCUUUUUUUUUUUUUUUUUUUUUUUCCUUCCCAUGUAAACCCUCCGUUUGAAUGUUUUCACGAAGUCCUGCUUGUCCGCCGUGGCGGCCGCAGAAACUCAGGAAACCCUCGACCCCGGCGACCCCAUUAGGGGCGGAGCCACGACGACGGAGGGGCUGCUAGCGUGACUGGAAUGUAGCCGCCCGGUCUGUACGGAGAACCCGGAGUUCCCGGCGUGUCCAGCAGGGGGCAGCAGGUCGUUAAAGGUUCACAACCAAAAAAAGCCCUCGGAGAUUUUAGCCUUGAUUCCUCCAGGAAAGGAAAGGUUGAACGAGAUGAAGAGAUGUUUUCCAACAUCUGCUGAUUAUUUUCCACGGCAAUAUUUAUUCCUAAAAUUCGACCAUAAGCCCCGAAAACAAAAACUAUCCAUCUUUUCCCUUUUCUGCCAUAUAUGAUUUUUUUUUUUUUUUCCAGUCAGCCCUCCCAUGUAAAAUUAUCACAAUUACGUUUUAAAGAAAAUCCCAAUAAUCCGACCAUAUUCCAUAUAUUCAGAAUUUCUGGAAAAAAAAUUGUUUCACUGUCGAACAGUAAAACCUUUUUAAAAAGAAUUUAAAUUGUAAAUAAAAUUAAAAGCAUCUUUAUUAAAGCACUUAAACUAUUUUUUUUUCCUUUAGAAGAAACGUUGACUUCAGGAGACUUCUUCAAGCUUCUCUGAUUUUUUUUUUUCCCUGAAUAUUGACGAAAUGACCCCGACAGCCUUUUGAUUUCAGUUUUUCUAUAAAUUGCGUGUACAGAUCCCACUGAAGUCCAAACUCCAUCGAUCAACAAACAUCUGCAGGUUUGAGAAAUGAGGAUAAAAACUAGGAGAAUUUUGAGAGAAGGUGACUUUUACCUCAAGUUUAUUAAAGGUGCAAUACGUAACAUUUAACUGUAAAUCAAAUAAUCAGCAGAGCGACGGAACGCUUUCAAAGUAAAAGGUUUGACGUUCAGAUUGAGUGAUGUCGGCUAGCUGUCGAACCCGCCGCAGUACCAGUGAGCACCGCCAGGUGGCGCGUUGAGUUGCAAUUCCUCCGCUGUGCUGCCGAGCUGCGUCUCACGGUGUCAAACCGGAAGCUUUCAAAGUAGUUUUCUGGUCGUUUUGCAGACGAGUCGCCACGACGACGGGAGAAGGUCGGACAGAACCCGCCGACGGGAGCUCGUCUUUCCCGCGGCCCUGAAGGCAGCGCGGCCGCUCGGGCCGAUAUUUAUUUUGUUUUGUAUUAUAAUGGUGAAGAGUUUAUUUUCAUUAAAAGUGCAG
Molecule: messenger RNA, 4070 nt
Organism: Salarias fasciatus (jewelled blenny)
Lineage: Eukaryota; Metazoa; Chordata; Actinopteri; Blenniiformes; Blenniidae
Gene: cry2
Product: cryptochrome circadian regulator 2
Exons: 12
Coding region: 125-2134 (669 amino acids)
Biological process (GO): entrainment of circadian clock by photoperiod; negative regulation of DNA-templated transcription; circadian regulation of gene expression
Cellular component (GO): cytoplasm; nucleus
Molecular function (GO): FAD binding; DNA binding
Source: RefSeq, a predicted model, not a curated record